Lates calcarifer (barramundi perch) is the source of this 2550-nucleotide messenger RNA. RefSeq names its product sodium channel and clathrin linker 1 (gene sclt1). The record is from RefSeq and is a predicted model, not a curated record. The transcript is spliced from 22 exons. NCBI's taxonomy places the organism in Eukaryota, Metazoa, Chordata, Actinopteri, Centropomidae. Gene Ontology annotation, biological process: clustering of voltage-gated sodium channels; cilium assembly. Gene Ontology annotation, cellular component: centriole. The coding region runs from base 254 to 2308 and encodes 684 amino acids.
UGUUUGUUUGUUUUAAAACGGACGGCGGAACCGAGGACUAUAACAACAACCCCUCUUUUAACUUUGAAUUUUACGUCUGGCAGAUAUUAUAUUUUUAUAAGUGUCCGUUAUCUCCGAAAAUGCCCUGUUGUGUUGCAGUUCAUCCAUUUGCUUAUAUACAUCAAAAGGUGUAGCUGGCGAAGCUAAGCUGAGAUUGAUUAGCUCCACCAGCUAACGCUAGCUGCAUCAGGUAACCGCGGACUACACCCUCAACAUGGAUGCCGAAAUCGAGUUUUUGCGUGAUCAAGUCAAUAGGUUAAAUUCUGCACUCAGCCAGUAUCAAUAUGGGCAUCACGAUCAAUCCACAUCAUCUCAGGUUGAGGAGGCAAGGUGUGCCGAGUCUCCUGCACCCUGGAUUGCAGACAGAAGUAUAAUGGCUCCUCUGAUAGCAGAGUAUGAACGGCACAUGGAUGCAAUGACUGAGCAGCUGCAGAGAUACCAGGUGCAGAUGACAGAUGUCAAAGUGAAGUUGGAGAGAGUCGUCAAGGAGAACGAAAGGCUGCAUGCAGAGCUGAGGGAGUCUGUUGAGAAGCAGCUGCAUGUUCUGCCGGCGGCUUCGGGAAUGGAGGGCAGUGCACUGGAGGAGGAAGCAGUCAUCAGAAACCUCCAAGAACAGGUCCAACUGUCCGAACAGGAGAGGAUGCAGGCCAUGGAGCUAUGGCAGACGGCAGCCCAGGAGCUAGACCGCCUCCAGCAGGUCUACCAGAAAACCAUCUCUGACAGACAGAUCCACGAUGCUCAGAGACAGCAGCUCAAGGAUCAGCUUGUUCAGUUCCAGCAGCACUCACACAAACUCCAAGUGGCCAAUCAGAAACUGGAAUCGACCAACCAGCAGUUCCUGAAGACGGUGACAGAGCAGAGCACAGAGAUGGAGGAGCUACACAGCCAGCUCAGGCAAACCAAGGUUGAACUGAGGACGGCCACAGCAAAAGUGGAUGAGAUGACCAAAUUGCUGCAGAAUCUUCAGGAACAGGUGCAGAGACGGGAGGAAGAAGUGGCAGAGACUCAGGGCCGAGAGGAUGCAGCAGACAGGCGGCUCCAACAGCUCCAGGCAGCCUUGAGCCAGCUAGAGGCCAGGUUAAAGGCUACAUCUCAGGAGGCAGAGUCUGUUCGCAGAGAGCAAACUGUGUGGGAGAGAAAGUUGGGGGAACUCCAGGCACGUUGCACCACCCUAGAGGAGGAGAAAUAUGAGGCCUUGGCCAAAGUCAGAGAGAGCGUUCAGGUGGCUGAAGAGGCUGCACUGCAGAAGGACCAGGCCUUGUUAAGAGAGAAACAAAGGAUAGAAGAGCUAGAGAAGACAAAGGAGGCCAUCAAACAGUUGAUCCAGGAUGCUGCAGUCCGCACCAGAAAAGAGGUGGAAAAUGUGCGCAAGCAGUGCAAUGUUCAAAUUCACCGUAUGGCCGAGGAGCUGUCUGCACUGCAGUUGGAGUGUGCAGAUAAAGAGUCUCAGAUUGAAAGGUCUCUGCGAGAGAGAAAAGCUGUAGAGGAAGAACUGGAGAAGGUGUAUAAGGAGGGCAGGGCAGAGCCAGAGUUCAGGAAGAUUGAUGCUCUUCAUCAGAGGUGUCUGAAUGCAGAGAGGAUGAAGGAAGACAUGAGCCUCACUCUACAAAGCACCCAGAAUAAACUAAAAAAGAUGGACAUGGACUACAGUGAGGAGCUGUCCCGGUGUCAGGAGGAAGUGCGGCGGCUACAGUGCUCUCUGGCUGCAGCCCGGGACGACUGUGUUAGUGUCAGUGAGGAGCGGCUCCAUCUGCAACAGGAGAACUUGCAGGUCCGUAGGGAGAUGGAUGAGCUGCGCAAGGCUUCCCUGCUGGUCCAAAAAAGGGCCAAACAACAGGUAUCACAGAUGGAGCAGGAGUACAGCCUGAAGGAGCAGGGACUCGACGCACGGGUGAGGGAGCUUGAGGAGAGCAGCCGAAGCUCCAGUGCUGAUCUGACACGACUCCUCACAGCACAGCAGAAAAGCAAUCAGCGCUGGAAGGAAGAGGCAAAGAAUCUGGUCCAGGCCUUUGAGACUAAAAUUGCAGGCCUCAAGGCAGAGCUGAAUCGGCAGAAGCAGCGCUCACACGAGCUAGAGAUGCAGCUCGAAACUGACCAUAAUACCAUUGCUGAGUAUGAGAGGCAGCUUUCAGAGUAUCAAGAGAAGACAAAUCGUCUCCAGAGACGAUUGACACAAGCUGAACAAAGGGCAACGACUGCAGCACAACAGCUGAGCAUACUGGCAUCGCAAAGAAGGAAAACAGCCAUGGUUGAUCCAGAGACUGUAUAAUGGUUACUUGUCACUGUGUUAUUGGAAAAAUGAUGUAGCAAUGCUUUGUUCCUUUUGUUAAUAUGAUAUGAACAUUUUGGCCAAUGGCAUAAGACAGCAAUGCUUUUGUCAGUGCUGUGGUGAUUAAAUGGCAGCAACAUACUCAAUUGUUGUUCCAAAGGUUUUCUGGUGUAUUUUAUAUGUAAUAUUUAGUAUGUAAAAUGGCCCCUUUUUAUAAUUUCAAAAUAAACACCUUCAAAAUA